This is a messenger RNA of Octopus bimaculoides (California two-spot octopus), 1510 nucleotides long. RefSeq names its product dual specificity mitogen-activated protein kinase kinase 6. Gene Ontology annotation, biological process: protein phosphorylation; stress-activated MAPK cascade. The record is from RefSeq and is a predicted model, not a curated record. Gene Ontology annotation, molecular function: ATP binding; MAP kinase kinase activity. NCBI's taxonomy places the organism in Eukaryota, Metazoa, Mollusca, Cephalopoda, Octopoda, Octopodidae.
CUCUGUUCGUAUGUGUGUGUAUGAAGUGGAAGGAAGAGAGAAAGGGAGGAAGAAAGAAAAAGAAUAACACAUAGUGAGCGAAAGAAAAAAAAAAAGAGGUGGAGUGAGAGGAGAGAGAAAAGAGAAGAAGUGAGAGAAGGAGAAACGGAGAACAGAGUUCAAGAAGGGGAAACAUAAAAAUACUGACAGGAGAGAGAGAGAAAGAGAGAAGCGCAUCAUUUGCUAAGCUAAGUUUAUCAGUUUUUUUUCUGCGCUGAUUGUGUGUGGGUCAAACUUGGCAUAUUUUCAAUGGUGGAAAUAACUUUAAGAAAUACCUAAGAGGAUUGUUUGUCUGCUGUUGAAAAAUAAAUCUGCAAGCAAUUAAGGAUCGCAUAAAGCAAACCAAAUUAACUACCUCUGACCAUGAUGAAAGGACCACCUGGCAUAACUUUGCCACCAUCCUUACAAAAUGACUGUGUCAAUCCCCCUGGUAAUUUGGAUUCCAAAACUGAAAUCAAUAUAGGAGGACAAAAGUUCAACUGUGAUGCAGAUGAUUUGGAAAGUUUAAGUACCCUAGGUCAAGGUGCUUAUGGUGUGGUAGAGAAAAUGAGGCAUCGUCCCAGUGGUAAAAUCAUGGCAGUAAAAAGAAUUACUGCGACUAUUAAUGGAGAGGAAGAAAAAAGAUUACUGAUGGAUCUUGACGUAUCAAUGAAAAGUGGUUUAUGUACUUACACAGUGCAAUCUUAUGGAGCUUUGUUUAGAGAGGGUGAUGUUUGGAUAUUAAUGGAAGUAAUGGAUGCCUCAUUAGAUAAAUUUUACAAAAAGGUUUAUACAGACACACAUAUACCAGAGGAUGUUCUUACUAUUAUUGCUUCAUCUGUGGUACGUGCACUGCAUUACCUUCAUCAGAACCUCCAGGUAAUCCACAGGGAUGUGAAACCAUCAAAUAUUUUAGUUAACAGAUUGGGUUUUGUCAAAAUAUGUGAUUUUGGCAUCAGUGGCUACCUAGUAGAUUCUCUUGCUAACACCAGAGAUGCUGGUUGUCGACCAUAUAUGGCACCUGAAAGAAUCAACCCUUCAGUUUCAGGAAAAGGUUAUGAUAUAAGAUCUGAUGUUUGGAGUUUAGGAAUUACUAUGGUAAGACUCUAUUUCAGUCUUCAAAAGGAAUACAAAGAGCGACCUUAUUAUGGCACACUGUUGGAGCACCCUUUUAUUGUACGAGCAGAUACUUUAGAUGUUGACAUGGCAAAGUACAUUUCAUCUGUCUUGGACAAAUACACUGGCUGGGAAGGCUAAAUGCUUUGCAUAGUUUACAGAUGAAGAGGAAAGAAGAGACUGUAAAACUACUUUAUUCUUUGUUCAACUACUAAUCUAAUUGAUUUGGCAUCUAUUAUGAAACAUCAUAAACUUUUUACAUGUGUUGGUAUAUAAGCAUAUGUGUGUGUGUGUGUGCGCAAGGUUAUGGAUGCUUAUGCGCGUACAAUGUAUUUAUAUAUAAAUACAUUGUGUGUGUGUGUGUGCGUGUGUGUAU